Messenger RNA from Colossoma macropomum (tambaqui), 4948 nucleotides. RefSeq names its product leucine rich repeat containing 3Ca (gene lrrc3ca). NCBI's taxonomy places the organism in Eukaryota, Metazoa, Chordata, Actinopteri, Characiformes, Serrasalmidae. The record is from RefSeq and is a predicted model, not a curated record. Gene Ontology annotation, cellular component: plasma membrane. The transcript has a single exon. Gene Ontology annotation, molecular function: protein binding. The coding region runs from base 7 to 804 and encodes 265 amino acids.
CUCACCAUGCCGCCAUCCUACUGGCUGCUCCGGCACUCUGUGGUCAUGUGCUUGUUGCUACACAGCCUGGUGCUGAUGACCCUGUGCUUCCACCAUGCGGCUACGUCCUGCUCGAAACGUUGUUACUGCUCUGAAAGCGAGGGUCCAGCUGGGGGCAAGACCAUGCGCUGCAGUAACCUGCGCCUCACUGAGAUCCCACGGGACAUCCCCAAUGACACACGCCGCCUCUACCUGGACUACAACUUGCUGACCAGCAUCCCUGCCAAUGCCUUCCAGGACCUUCCAUUGCUGGCCGAGCUUGAUCUGUCCCACAAUGAUCUGGCUGUGCUUGAGCCAGGAGCCUUCCGAGGCCUAGGUGCCUCCCUGCAAUUCCUGGACCUGUCCUCCAACCAGCUGUCUACACUGGACCCGGAAGCUUUUGAAGGCUUGAGGGCUCGAUCAAAUCUAACAGGCAACCCCUGGCACUGUGACUGCAGGCUGCAGACAGCCCUUCCGCGCCUUGAUUUGGAGCCUGUGUCUCUUACCGGCAUCGUUUGCCAGACUUCUGAGCCCGAGGAUUCCGGUGCCCAAGGUGUGCCCUUCCUGCUGGCCAAAGACCUGGACCUGUGUGUGGUGCUCAAAAAGACCACGGACGUGGCCAUGCUAGUGACCAUGUUUGGCUGGUUCACUAUGGUCAUCUCCUACCUGGUCUACUACGUGCGGCACAACCAGGAGGAUGCCAGGCGCCACCUGGAGUAUCUCAAGUCUCUGCCCAGCAGGCAGGGCAAGUCUGAGGAGUCUUCCACCAUCAGCACUGUGGUUUGACAGCAGACCACAUGCUCAUCACUACAAGGAGGAAGCUCCUCAGGCACCCAAAGGGCAAUGGGCACACUCAGCAAAUAAGUGCACUAGGCACUAGAGUCUGGCCAGGUAGGGGAGCCCACCAAUAAGCAGAUUAACGUCUCUGGAAAGGGCACGUUUGGCGGCCUGCUGAUGCUCUUACCCACUCUCCAAGGUUCAGUCCAUCUUUGCAGAUCAGUCAAAGCAACCAGGCUCAACGACUGAAUGAGGAAGAAGAACUAGAGAAACUUCAGCUGUAAGUCGUCCAUCUCAGGCUCAAGGGUAAAGAUGGGUCCUCCUGGGGGAUCUACAGGCCAGUGUGCAAGGCCUCCUCCAGAACUUCCACUGCAGCAGGAGAAUUGCAGAGGCCAUCUAAUCUCAUCUAGCUAAAUAAUUGAUCCAGGAGCGGCCAGGCUCCGAGUCCACGUUAGCUGAGUGGUCUGUCUGCACUGGACGCUUUUAAAGGAGGGGUUGUUGUUUCUUUCCUCGUCAACCCAGCAAUCUUUUUUUGGAAAGGUCCCCAUUUAGUUGCAGGAGCAUGUAGCGUAAAGCACUCUCUUUCUUCCUUCAGGGUAUUAACAAGAGAAGUCCUGGUGUAUAUCUCUGCAGACUGCAUCAAAGCCUACACCAGAGCCGCACACGAACUUGCACAUCAAUCAUUUCUAAGGUGUUCUGUAUAAAUGCCUAGCACCCUACUGCGCAAAAGUCCAGAAACGGUAUCUUUUUUUACAGUAUUUUGUUCUGAUGUGUAUUGUAAAGGUUUUAGAAAAGAAAGAUAUGUAAGUGCUUUCUUUGUCCUGAGUCACAAUCCCAACAAAGCUAAUGAUGAAACAUGAGUGAAAGAGACCAACUGGUUCAUUGUUUUUCUGACUCUAGGCUUUUUCAGAGGAAAGACCACGGGUGGUAGUUUGAUGAUCCCAUUGAAAAAUGACUCCAUUGAAAAAGCUUUUAGGUUUAAAAUGCUGUGAUGUUGACUUGUGCUCUGUAGAGGAAUUGUAAGCUGCUAUAAAACAUCCAGCACUGCGUAAAUUUGUAGUUUCUCAAUUUGGCAUUUAAAAUGCUCCCAUUCAGUACACACCUGAUUCAAACUCUGCAUCUGUCAGUCAUAUGUUCUGAUUUCUAGCUGUGUGUAGUUCUGGGCGAUAUAUUGACUGUACCAGUGUACUACGUUACACUAGUCCAAAAGUAUCUAGACACCCCUUCUAAUAAGGGAAUUCAGCUUCUUUAGGGUUCACAAAUUGCUGCAUCAGAUUUUUAAAUGUGCACACACAACUUAAGCUCCACAGAAUAGCAUUGACCAAUAGGAUAGGACACUCUGCAGGAGCCGUACAUGAGCCAAGGGUCACCCUGUCAGCUAGAGGGGUAUAAGGGCCCCCAGCAUUGGACUAUGGAGCAGUGGAACUGCAUUCUCUGAAGUGAUGACGCUCCAUACCUUUGGGAUGAGCUGUAUAGGCUUUCAGAAGAGUAGAUGCUGUUACUGCAGGAAAGGGGGACAGAGGAUGAGCAGGUGUCUAUAAACCUUUGGACAUACAGUGUCACGUACAAUAAGAUUGAGCUUUUCAGAUCAAGUAAUAUUUUUAGCAAUAUUUUUGAUACAUAAUGAGUAUGCCCUAAUAGACAACUACAAUAAAUGUCAUUUGCUGCUUCAAAAUGUUUUAAAACACUAGUUUGAAAUCCAUAAAAAAUAAAUAAAUAGUGUGUUUCUGUCUGCUUAAAGUUAAUAGUACCAUGUAAGGCUCAAUUUUGCAAUUUUAAGAGAAAAGAAGCAGGCUUCCAAUCAAAACAAGCUGUCAGGAUUGUAAGAUCAUCAUUUUAUCAUAGAGUGGAAGCAUAAGUUCAUUAACUUUGGACGCCAGAGACGUUUUUAAACCUUUUCAGCCAGAUAAAAGAAGCCAAAUUGAGGUACCUACCUUACUAACUUUCGUUGUCCUCUUCACAAGACAUUUCUGUCAAUUGAGUCAUUCAUUCUCUCAAUUGCAAUGAUGAUUUGAACACAGUUAUCACAGUUAUUUGGCUGUGUAAGAUGGUUGGUUUCCUCAUUAGCUACCUGCCUUCUUUCCACAUUCACCAGAUAAUUAAAAACAAAAACACCAGUUCAAAACAGCCCCCCAAAAACCCACCCCAAAAAAGUUGCAGUUUUUCUGAAGUUUCUUCCACUUUCAACAUACAUCAUCAGAAGUGGGUUUUCAUAGUCAUAGGGUUUUCAAAGCCACUUUGGAAUUUGAUCAUUUUACACAGGCAGACAAAGGCAGUGUUAGGAGUCUUGCCCAAGGACUCUUAUUGGUAUAGUGUAGGGUGCUUCCCCAGGCAGGGCAUUGAACCUACAGUGUAGAAGGCAGUGAUGUUACCCACUACCCUCUACCAACCACUCUCGCUGCUGUAGGAUGCGGGUAAGCAUGUUUACAACAAAUAUGGCAGUUUCCUCAAUAUCGCCCAGCACUAGCCUAGUCUGAUAUUACAGGACAGUGCAGUAUAUUAAGCUGUGUAUUGUAGCUGUGCACACCUAACAUUAGCUCUCAUGCUAAUCCUCCACAGACGGCUAUGGAGGAUUUGCGCAGAAAUGCCACCUACAUGUACUUGUCUCAAAUCAGAGCCUGUUGUGCAUAAAUUUGACUCAAGACUCGAGAGCAGCGGCUUAUGAAAGGAAUUAAUUGAAUUUUGCAUGACAGCCCUUGCCCUCGUGCUGGGCUCUGUGCGCCUGACUGACUGAGACCUUUAUUCUGUCAAAUAUGAGAACUACUCACGCAGCAUUGGAUGUUACAGUUAUGCAGGGGGUACAGCCGGUAAAAGCAGAUUUCCUGACCUUUUUUCAUUGGCUUAAAACUUGUCAGCAGAUUAGAACUAAGCAGAGCUGUUGCAUCACUAUAGGAACCCAGAUGAUGAUGCUUCUAAUGUGAAUUCCUAAAAGGAGAAGAAACAUUUCAGGAUCAGUAAUACAGUCUUGUGCACAGGUUUGGGCACCCCCGGUCAAACGACAAUUUUAAGUUAACACAUCCUACAGGGAACACAAUUCUGCCAAUUUUAAUGUAGUUGUAUUUUUGCAUAAUGGAACAAAUAAUGCUUAAAAUGAGGCAAACAUUUCGGCAUAUACAACAUUCUGGGAUAGAUUUAAUAAAUGUUUGCUGUGGUGCUGCUGCUUUUUGUGCAUGCAAAUGCACCCACAAUUUAGCACUGCGUGUGCAGAAGCUGUUUUGCAUGUGCACACGAGGGCGCCACUGAGCUAAUCCUAAUGCGUGGCCAUGAUAUAGUAGGCCUGAGAAUGAGAUAGUAAGUCUUGAAUGACACCAAGUAAGGCAUAAGAACAAGAUAGUAAGUCAUGACCACAGCUUAGUAAGGCCUGAGAAUGAGAUAGUAGGUCAUGGCCCUGACUUAGUUAGGGGUGGGAAUGAGAUAGUAAGUUGUAGCCACAACUUAGUGACGCAUGGUAAUGAGAUAGUAAUUUGUGCCCAUGAAUUAGUAAGGCUUGAGAAUGAGAUAGUAAGUCAUGACCUUGACUUAGUUAGGGGUGGCAAUGAGUCAUGGCCACUUAGUGAGGCAUGAGAACAAGAUAGUAAGUGAUGACCACAGCUUAGUAAGGCCUGAGAAUGAGAUAGUAAGUCAUGGCCCCGACUUAGUUAGGGGUGGAAAUGAGAUAGUAAGUCAUGGCCACAACUUAGUGAGGCAUGCCAAUGAGAGAGUAAUUUGUGCCCAUGACUUAGUGAGGCCUGAGAAUGAGAUAGUAAGUCCUGUAGAAUGAGAGUAAGGCAUGAGAACAAGAUAGUAAGUCAUGACCACAGCAUAGUAAGGUCUGAGAAUGAGAUAGUAAGUCAUGGCCCUGACUUAGUAAGUGGUGGAAACCAGAUAGCAAGUCGUGGCCAUGACUUACUAAGGCAUGGGGAUGAGAUAGUAAGUUGUGGCCACAACUUAGUGAGACAUGGGGAUGAGAUAGCAAUUAGUGCCGUCAAUACCACGUUAUUUCUGUUAAAAAGGGAUGAUAUCAGUGGGGCUCUGUACAUUUAAUUAACACUUAAAUGUAAGCAGUUCUUUUAAAAAAUUGAGAGUAUGAUCUACGUAGUGUUCACAUAUCACUGCUUUUGGAACAAAACUUUGUGUCUCCAUUUUUGUCGUUUUUCAGUUUUUGGCAUAAUUU